GAAGAUGGAGUCUCCUUCGGAGCCCCACAAACGUUUUAUCUGCUCGUUUCCGGACUGCUCGGCCGCUUAUAAUAAGCGCUGGAAGCUGGACGCGCACUUGUGCAAACACACGGGCGUGAAGCCGCACGCGUGCGCGCACAGCGGCUGCGGCAGAACCUUAACCACGCAGCAGCACCUGGCGCGACACGCGCUCACGCACAGCGGCCUGAAGCCGUUCGUGUGCGGCGUGGACGCGUGCACGGAGGCCUUCACCACCAACGCCAACCGGACCAGGCACGUGGAGCGCGUGCACAGCCACGACAGCAGGAAGUACACGUGCAGGUACGAAGGCUGCGGCCUGGAGUUCCGGAAGAAUAAGCUGCUGAAGGCCCACGUGUGCGAGCAGCACGCGCAGGUGCCGCCGUGCCGCUGCGCCUUCCCGGGCUGCCGCGCGGCCUUCUCCUUCCCCAGCGGCCUGCGGCGCCACCAGAAGGUGCACCGGGGUUACCCGUGCCCGGAAGACGCCUGCGCCUUCACCGGGAAGACCUGGACCGAGUACCUGAGGCACCGCGCGGAGCGGCACGCGGCCGAGCGGCAGUGGCUGGGCCUCAGGUGCGACAGGUGCAGCAAGGUCUACAAGGAGCCCUGGCACCUAAAGGCGCACCAGAAGGUCCACGCGGCCGACAGGGUGGUGCUCAGGUGUCCCCGGGACGGCUGCCAGCGGUCCUUCACCACUGCCUUCAACCUGGAGCACCACAUCAGCUCCUUCCACGAGGAGAACCGACCUUUCGCCUGCACCCACCCGGGCUGCGGGAAGACCUUCGCCGCCAAGCAGAGCCUCCAACGCCACGGCGUGGUCCACGAUCCGGACCGGAAGAAGCUGACCAAGCCUCGGCGCAUACGCUCGCUGGCCUCCAGGUUGAGCGGGUACAGCGAAGGAAAGAGAGCGGUCUGCAAGAAGAAGAGGUCCAAACCCCUCAGCGGGUCUGGACCGCACCAGGAGAACCCAGCAGGUCCAGUUGAACUGGUGUCACUCCUCCAGGACACGUCAUUGACAGGCAGCUCUGGUUUGGAGACUCAGAGACUGACCGAAGUUCUGGCGGCACCGCUGACGUUGUAGAGUCCAGAUGCAGCCUGCAGAAGAACAUUAAUUCAGGACGUUUUGUUUUCGGUCACUGUGACAGUAUUUGGGUUUGUUUGAAGGCAUAGUUGGAGACUGGAAAAAUUUUUUACGUUUUAUUGUUUUGUAUCAUUUAUGUCACAGCUGGAGCCGUAUGCAAACCGUGAAUUGCUGUUCGUGUAACCCCCAUUGUUAUUGAAACUUCUUGAUUCACACAAAACCUGAAACCUUAAAUUCAUCUGCUGUUUCCUGAACCGCCAUCGUCAUCUCAUGAUAGUUGUGGUGGUUUCUGUGCCAAGCUGCAGAAUAUGAUACGUUAUCAUCUCGAUAGCCACUUUGCAAAUAAAAAUUUAAAUUUAUUUUCUGAGCAGGGUGACGUAUUCUGCACGUACUAUUUCAACAGUUUGUUUCAGAUAUCGACGUGGAGAUUAACAUUUCUGGACUUGGCAUCAAUGCAUCAGUCUCUGCUAACUGCGGUUAGCAUUGGUGUAGGUGGUCAAAGCAUAUCUGGUCAACUUCUAGCAUCUUGGUCAAUUGUGGCACUUCUCAUUGGUUGUUACACUACAGUGCUUCUGGUGUUAUUUUAAAAGCUGAAAGUCCUUCCUGCAAUUUAUUAGUGUCACAGUGUUUCAUUUAGUCUCCAUUUAUGUGGGAAUUAUUUUUGUUGUAAAAGUAAGUCCCAUUAAGACAAAACAAAAAAACCUAUGUUGAAUUACAACAACAUGAAGCUGUUAUGAGUGGUUGGGGUUCCUGAGGCAGGUCUAUGACAUCAUCGUUUCAGAAAAGUUCUGUACGUUUUGUGCUGAUGUGACCAAAUCAGAUGAUCAUUUUGAAAUAUUUGUCGGAACCAAACCCACUGACCAACGAAGAGUUGGUACGUGAUAUGAGUUUACUAUAGACUGCUCAUGCUUUCCGUGAUUGGUGCUAAUGACUAGCUGUUGUUGAUGCUAACCAUGAGGAAUGUGGUUGGUUUAUGGACUCAGAGGCAACUUUCAAAACUUUGAGUCAAUGUUUCAGUUGAAAUGUUUUGAACAAAAACGCAGUCUCGUGUCAGAAGUUUGUACUGCAGUAUUUGUGAAUGAGUGAAAGUUCAUGUUGCUGGGUUUCCAUUACAGAUUCGCACAAACUUGAGUGGAAUUUUCAGAAUGUCAACAAAAUACAAACCCAGCGUGACGGUU
This is a messenger RNA of Thalassophryne amazonica, 2277 nucleotides long. RefSeq names its product transcription factor IIIA-like. The coding region runs from base 5 to 1099 and encodes 364 amino acids. The transcript has a single exon. The record is from RefSeq and is a predicted model, not a curated record. NCBI's taxonomy places the organism in Eukaryota, Metazoa, Chordata, Actinopteri, Batrachoidiformes, Batrachoididae. Gene Ontology annotation, cellular component: nucleus.